This is a messenger RNA of Lachancea lanzarotensis, 1173 nucleotides long. RefSeq names its product LALA0S03e00100g1_1 (gene DSK2). Bases 1 to 1173 code for a protein of 390 amino acids. The transcript has a single exon. Gene Ontology annotation, biological process: ubiquitin-dependent protein catabolic process. Gene Ontology annotation, molecular function: polyubiquitin modification-dependent protein binding. The record is from RefSeq and is a predicted model, not a curated record. Gene Ontology annotation, cellular component: cytosol. NCBI's taxonomy places the organism in Eukaryota, Fungi, Ascomycota, Saccharomycetes, Saccharomycetales, Saccharomycetaceae.
AUGAGUAUCACAAUCCAUGUGAAAUCAGGUCAGAACAAAUGGGACGUUUCGAUAGAUCCAACGGGCUCAAUUGACGAUCUGAAAAAGGCCAUAGCUGGGCUUUCAGAAAUACCAGCCGAAAAUCAACGUUUGAUCUAUUCUGGCAAAAUCUUGAAAGAUGACCAGACUAUCGAGUCUUACAAGAUACAGGACGGCCAUGCAAUCCAUUUGGUAAAGUCCGGAGGCGUGAAAAAAAGCGGAAGCCCUGCCGCGGCUUCUAGUAGCGCAACUGGGUCGCAACAACAGGCUCCUGCCGGUGCUGCGGCACCGUCCACACUCUCCACGGGCCAAACGGGCGGUUUCAAUCCUUUGGCCGACCUCACUAGUGCCCGUUACGCCGGAUUUUUGAAUCUGCCAUCCGCAGAUUCAUUUGGCCCUGACGGGGGCAUGACAAGCGCUCCAAACUCUGACGAAGUGCUCAGAAUGCUGGAAAACCCAGUCAUGCAGUCACAGAUGAGCGAGAUGCUCAGCAACCCACAGAUGAUCGAUUUUCUCAUCCAGCAAAGUCCACAACUCCAAAGCAUGGGCCCCCAGGCAAGACAGCUUCUUCAAAGUCCCAUGUUCAGACAAAUGUUGACCAACCCAGAGAUGGUAAGACAAAGCAUGCAGAUGUCAAGCAUGUUUGGUGGUGGAGACCCUGCCGCAGAAGCUAAUCCUUUCCCAGCCCCAGGUUCCACAGACCAGAAUACGACCUCCAGCCAACCAGCAUCUGCAAAUCCACAAGAACAGCAGCCUCAAGCGCAGACAAGCCAGUCGAAUCCAUUGGCUAAUCCAUUUGCAUCGCUUUUGGGUGGCAUGCCACAGCCACCCGCAGCGGGAUCCACAUCCGGUUUCGAUGCAUCUGCCAAUCCAUUCCUGUCCCUACUAGGCGGUGCUGGUAAUAACGCUGGUGCCGGUGGCGCUACCCCUAACUUCGACCCUGCUCUUCUUUCCUCGCUUCUUGGUGGCGGUGGAUUUGGUGCCCCUGCCCAGACUCAGCAAGACUCAAGACCCCCCGAGGAACGUUACGAGCAGCAGCUUAGACAAUUGAACGACAUGGGAUUUUUCGAAUUCGAUAGAAACGUUGCUGCUCUCAGAAGAAGUGGUGGCUCAGUUCAAGGAGCCCUUGAUGCAUUGCUCAAUGGAGAUGUUUAG